Molecule: messenger RNA, 1297 nt
Organism: Brassicogethes aeneus
Lineage: Eukaryota; Metazoa; Arthropoda; Insecta; Coleoptera; Nitidulidae
Source: the annotation of a GenBank genome assembly
GCGACCUUAUUUCUGCCAAUCGCGGCGCUUACAGCGUUUCAGCUGCCAAUGAAAUUACUUCUCCAAGCGUCAGUUUGACUUUCACAUCGCUGUAGAACGCAUCAACAUUUAUCACUGUUGAAAAUUUGAAUUGAAUCGAUAGAAAAACAAGAUGGCUCGUACCAAGCAGACAGCACGUAAAUCUACGGGAGGAAAAGCUCCUCGUAAACAGUUGGCUACAAAAGCCGCCAGAAAAUCGGCCCCGUCCACCGGUGGAGUUAAGAAACCCCAUCGUUACCGUCCCGGUACAGUCGCUCUCAGAGAAAUCAGAAGAUACCAAAAGUCUACUGAAUUGUUGAUCAGAAAACUGCCCUUCCAGCGUUUGGUAAGAGAAAUCGCACAGGAUUUCAAAACUGAUCUUCGUUUCCAGUCUGCAGCAAUUGGAGCUUUACAAUUUUAUGACAUUACAAGUUAUCCUCGAGAUAUAGAACUUCCUUCAAACUUUGAUAUUGAAUCAUUUUCAACUGAAAACAACAAAGAUUUACAUUAUUUAACAUAUAAUGCAAAUAAAGUUAAUCCUAUCGAAAAAGAUGGAUCUUCCGAAAUUAUUGAAGAUUAUAAUGAAGAAACACCUAUACAAAGUGAGGGCGAUUCUACAGCUACAAAAAAUCUUGAUAUCGAAGGGUCUAUUAAAGUUAAAGACCAACAAGAUGAUGAUAAAUUCAUAGAUGAACUUUUAGAACAACUAAAUAAAGUGGAAAAAAUAGACAUUAAAGAAAACCCUAAAUACCAACAAUUAUUGCACAAAUUAAGAGAAAUGAAGUGGGUUGAAAAAUUUGAAAACCUAAUGCCAAUUAUUAUAUCAAUAAAACCAAAACCUUAAAAAAAAACAACGUAACUUGUAAAAUAAUAAUUUAAUAAACUAAUCACACAAAAACUAUAUGCUCUCCCUUUCUUUCUGGAUUUCUUCCAACCUCUUUUUAAUAGCUGAUGUAUCCAUUCCUCUCCCUUGAUUAUAUUCCAAUGAUGCUCUUAGUUGACCUUCCUCCAAACCCGCUAUUCGGCUGUAUAAUGUGCGCGUUAAGUCUUGAUCUACAUCAUUUUCUUCUCGUAUCAUUGUAAAAUAUAUUAAAAAAACUGCUAUACUGCCAGUCAAAACGUAGGGUUCAUACCAUAAUCUGGGCGGCUUUCCUCCUGUUCUACUGUCUUCUGCGCGCCAUCUAAUCGCGGGACUUUUUGUGUACUUAAUGGGGCCUUCCUCUAUGUCGUACUCCUUUUUAGCUUUUGUGGAGUAAUUUAGAUACUUUGUGAUUAGUCU